AUGUCACCAUCUACUACUACCAAUGCUAAAACGAAGCGGAAUCCUAGAAGAGCCGCGAAAGAUCGAUGGGAGGAGCAGAGGGUAAUGACGAGCACGACGUCCCCCUUGGUUGAUGCGGAUUUAGUGGGACUGCUUGCCAACCCUCAAGCUUGGGACUGUCUCGAAGAGAGCGAAAAGCAAGAGAUCAUCAGACUUCUUCCGGAUGGCGUACAUCCGGACCCUAACCCGCCAUCUGAGGACCCCGAUGCGAAGAUACCCCCAAUUCCGCACGCUUUCUUACGCUACUCGAAUAACUGGCGCGAAGGUAUUCGGCAAUUCCAAGCAGAGCUGGAGAAUGGUUACCAUGAUCCGGAAUGGUUGCGCCAGGCCAAGCUGGCCAUGGAGGAGAGGGCCGCGGGCAGGUUUGACAGGUUCAAGGAGGAAGAGUUCGAGGAGUUUUGGGGACAGAAACAGAGGAUGGACAAGACAUUGGUGGCAGGGCAAAGCUCCCAGGUGAAAUUGAAGACACUGAUCGAUCACAAUGUUGUCCGCGAGGGCGAUGUCUGGAAGUAUUCGCGAUGCUUUUCCAAAGGUGCCGACAGAGUUCUGGUAGAGAAGGAAGCUAGGAUUGUGGGCAUUAAUGGCGCGCGGCUGAACUUCAUCAUUCCUCCCGGACAGCGUGUAUUUCUCCCAGCUGUCUCAAGCGGGUACACACAAAAUCAAAGCCAUGCGGAUGGGUUAAAAGCCGAUGUAGAAGCUGGCGACCAGCAGCAAGAUAGUAAUGCUGCUGAAAUCGACUAUAACGUCCAAUUGAACGCCAGCGGAACGACAGAGCCUGUCUCUCCUAAGAAGCGCAAAUGUGAAGAUGAACACGGCGACUGCAAACGACAGCGUUCUAAGCCUCCAGAAGCCAAUGACCAAGCGGCAUCUUCUAGCGAGUUGCCAACCGAAGCGGCCGCAGAUACCGUCAGCCCUUCAACGGCGGCGGAGGCCGUUUCAUCCGCCGAGGCUGCAGCAAUCUCCACAGCGUCAAGUGAGAAGCCGGAAAGUGCGGGCGAAGCAUCAGAGGAACCGCCCGUAUCAGUGCCUGAUGCCCCCCAGGAAUCGACAAAAGAGACAGAAGAGACGGCUCCUGCGGACAUCCUCGAUGAGAGGAUGGACGGGAUUUUGGUUGAGAAUAUCCAGGGGCUUACCUCGCUUGCCUCCAAGAUUAUCGAAGUUGAUGGCCGUAUUACGGACAUUCCUAACGGGAAUGCUUGGAAAGAGUUCCGUGCAUACAGGAACAAUCAGGAUAUGGGGAGUCUAUGGGAGGUUAGACAAGCUUGGUUCCAACGUGCUAGGAAGUAA
Molecule: messenger RNA, 1326 nt
Organism: Aspergillus niger
Lineage: Eukaryota; Fungi; Ascomycota; Eurotiomycetes; Eurotiales; Aspergillaceae
Exons: 3
Coding region: 1-1326 (441 amino acids)
Source: RefSeq, a predicted model, not a curated record